Molecule: messenger RNA, 708 nt
Organism: Pestalotiopsis fici W106-1
Lineage: Eukaryota; Fungi; Ascomycota; Sordariomycetes; Amphisphaeriales; Sporocadaceae
Exons: 4
Coding region: 1-708 (235 amino acids)
Cellular component (GO): cytoplasm; nucleus
Molecular function (GO): protein binding
Source: RefSeq, a predicted model, not a curated record
AUGGCCAAGACGCUGGGUCAGAUGGUGUCAAUACCACCAGCUCAAGCACAAUUCUCUGAAGCGGAUGAGUUAACAGAAGAGGACGAAUGUUGGACCGAGCUGCAACUUGCAGCCAAAGAUGGCAAUCUUACCAAGGCCAAGAAUCUCAUCGACGAGGGCGCGGACAUUAAUGCACCGGCAUCUGGCUACUACGGCAAUACUGCGUUGCAAGCAGCCUGCCUCUUUGGGCACGAAGAUGUCGCAAAGCUGCUCAUCGAGCGAGGCGCUAAUGUCAACGCCCCUGGAGGAAACAAUGGAGAGAGGACUGCCCUCCAACAGGCAUGUGCCGCAGGCAAAGCGUCUCUAGUCAAGCUGCUCAUCGAGAAAGGUGCUCAUGUUAAUGCACCAGCCGGCAGAUACGCCGGACGUACCGCGUUGCAGGCAGCUGCAGGCGAAAAUCACAUCGAAAUCGUUCAGUUAUUGUUAGAUGCAGGGGCAGAUGUGAACAGCAAACCGGCCAAGACCACGGGAGAAACGGCACUGGCUGCUGCAGCGGCGACAGGUAAUGUUCAACUCGUCCAGCUCUUACUGGAUCACGGAGCAGAUGCCAAUGUGCCUGCCAUCCGACAUAAAGGUAGAACAGCAUUACAGGCAGCAGCAGUACGGGGAGACUUGGCCAUCGUAAACCUGUUGAUCCUUGCAGGAGCCGAUGUGAACAUGCCUGGGUAA